This is a messenger RNA of Musca domestica (house fly), 1500 nucleotides long. RefSeq lists its product as uncharacterized. The record is from RefSeq and is a predicted model, not a curated record. NCBI's taxonomy places the organism in Eukaryota, Metazoa, Arthropoda, Insecta, Diptera, Muscidae. The transcript has 2 exons. The coding region runs from base 1 to 1500 and encodes 499 amino acids.
AUGUCUGCUGCAUUGGAUUUGGAACUAAUGGAGAUUGCAGCUAGAUCCUUAAAUUAUAUACGUCAAUCAAGAAUAUUAUUAAUUGCUCGCAAUAUAAGCAAUGAAGAAGAAUUCAUGACCGAUUGUUUGCCUCUACUCGAAGAUUAUUCCAUGACCAAUGUUUUGUUGCAUUUUUUACGAAAUUCACCUGAAAUCCCAUUGGACUAUCAACAACUGAAACCCUUCCCUGAAUUUCAUUGGCAAAAGAGGAAUUUUAAGGAAAUAGAUUUGACAUAUUAUCCACAACAUUGGCGGAAUUUGUAUGGAGCUAAUGUUACCACGUACACUGAUCAGUCCCUUCCUUCGUCCGUAACCUACUAUGAUGGGCAGGGAAAUUUGAAACUCAAUGGAAAUGUGGCCAGCUUGGUGGUACUUUUUGCGGAACAUUUUAAUGGCACUCUAAGGAUGUAUAAGCCAAUAGUCGAGAGAGGUUUCACCCAUUUCACAGUAGUUGCAGAUAUGGCCAUCAAACGUCUGAUUGACAUUGCCAUGUGUCUGCAUGUAACAGGCAUAGCUGAGCACAGUACUUGGAUUUAUGCCUCGGAUGUUUAUGAAAUAGGCAGUGCAUCGAUAAUAGUGCCAUGUUCAAGCCCCCUAUCUAUAAGAGACAUUCUGUACGGUGCUGUUCUCAGUUUUCAUUUCGUCAUCGACUGUUAUUUUGAUCAACACUUUAGUUACAUGGAUCUGUUUUUUAAUAAUCGUAUAAUUGGUGGAGUUUUGGGUCUAUCAUUCACUGGUCGCAAUUCACCAUGGCGUUGCUUGAAACUGAUUUAUAUUCUUCUAUUCUUUGCUGGCCUGAACAUCAAUACCCAGUUUUCGGCACGAAUGAAUACCCUCUUUACAAGUCCUCCAAGAUACAAACAAAUCGAAACUUUAGAGGAUAUACGCAACCUCAAUUUUAAAAUAAACGUUCUGAAAGGUGAUCUGGCCAUUAUGGGUGACGUUAUGUUGCCUAUUUCCCGUUCGGUGAUUAUUACCGAAGACAUUGCCGAAUAUUCCAGCAUGCGUUAUAAUUACAAUACCUCAACCGGUUACUAUGUAGCUUCGGCCCAAUGGAAGUUCUUAAAUUUGAAGCAAAAAUAUCAUAGUCGCAAAACCUACUGUACCUACGAAAAUUUGACCUUACAUAAGUUUAUACCCUGGAAUAUAUUGCUGCAACCAAAUUCUCCGUAUAAAGAACCCUUUAAUUAUGUUCUACAUCGAGCUAAUCAAGCUGGGUUGCCAGAUGCCUGGUACAACGGUGCAUUUCUUGAUUUGCUAAGAUUAAAACGUUUAUCACUGACAGAUCCAAAUCCUGAACGUGGGCCAAGUAUUAUGACCGCCAAUGACUUAGAAUGGGCUUGGCUUGUACUUGUUAUUGGUUUGAGUCUUGGUGCGGUUAUAUUCUUACUGGAACUAUGGCAUCAUCAUCGUACUCGUUAUUCGGAUAAUAAUAAAUGCAACAUUUUCCAAAUAUGGUAA